AUGUCUUCACCGGCCAGUCGGAGGGGUCGCUCCGCAAAGAAAGGGACCGCAUCGCCUGCCUCGUCCGCUCGUGAGCCUCCCAGCAGCCCAAGUCAACAACAGACUACCCCCCGCGCCGCCCGACGCCUUGCUGCCGAACGAGCUGUCCCAUCAUCAUCCCCAAUGUUCUUCCAAUCAUCACCUACCAGGUCAAACAGAGGCGCUGAAACUCCCGAUGUCCGCAUGGCCGAGGCUAGUUCGACAGUCGAUGAUGGCGAGAGGACACCAAGGGCCAACAAUGGCGGUAUUAGAGACUCUUCCCCCAUCAAUUAUAUCCCCAGCUCCUCCCCGACCCGGGGCUUCGCCCGCAACGAUAUUCGUUCCGACAUCCGCUCAGAUGCCAACACGGCUUGUUUGUCUCCCCAAACCGCCAAGGUCGCACAGGACCCCCGUCGUAGUGACCUCCACUCGGGCGUAUUUGGAUCGACUCCUGCCCGCCGAGCCAGACUUUUCGUUGACGCCAAUGGCAUGCCCUCUGGUGAUAAUGUGGCCCGAUCGGAUGCCACUUUCUCAAACAUCAACCCCGGAACUUCUGAGGCGGAGGCGAUGGCUGGUAACUCCUCGCGCGUCAUUUGGGGUACCAACAUUUCGAUCCAGGACUCCAUGUCUGCUUUCAAGAACUUCCUCUACAAUUUCGCUACCAAGUACCGUUUGUGGGCAGAUGGUGCCUCAGAGAACGAAACCCGAUUCCUUGGAGAUGCCGCUGAGAAGCGCGAGUAUAUUACCAUGCUUAACGAUAUGCGCCGACUUGGUAUGACAACUUUCAACUUGGAUGCUCGCAACCUGAAGUCAUACCCCCUGACCCAGAAGUUAUGGCACCAAUUGCUUGCGUACCCUCAGGAAAUUAUUCCGUUGAUGGAUCAGACCGUGAAGGAUGUUAUGGUGGACUUGGCUCUGAAGGAAAUGGACGUCCUGCGUUCUGAGAACCAGCGUGGUAUUCCAUCCCGUGAUCGUCGUGGCCAGUCUAUUCUUACAUCGGAUGGUGUUGCUCCCAACACGGAAGUACCCGACCUCGUGGGUGAAGUUGAGGCUAUGGCAUACAAGGUGCUUCCAUUCGGACUUGACAAGACUGUGAACAUGAGAGAUCUCGACCCAGCUGAUAUGGAUAAAUUGGUUAGCAUAAAGGGUCUCGUCAUCCGUACCACCCCUAUCAUUCCGGAUAUGAAGGAAGCAUUCUUCCGCUGCCACGUCUGCAGCUACGGUGUUCAGGUUGACAUUGACCGUGGCCGCAUCGCUGAGCCUACUGUUUGCCCGCGCGAUUCGUGCAAGGAGAAGAAUUCUAUGCAACUCAUCCACAACCGUUGCUCAUUUUCCGACAAACAAGUCAUUAAGCUACAAGAAACCCCCGACAACGUCCCCGAUGGCCAGACACCUCACUCAGUGUCUCUCUGCGUCUACGAUGAACUGGUCGACAUUUGCAAGGCUGGUGACCGCGUCGAGGUGACUGGUAUCUUCCGUUGCAACCCCAUGCGAGUGAGCGCCCGCCAGCGUUCUCAGAAGGCUCUUUUCAAGACCUACGUGGAUGUUCUGCAUGUGCAAAAGGUCGAUAAGAAGAAGAUGGGCAUCGAUGUGUCCACCGUUGAGCAGGAAAUGUCCGAGCAGGCAGCUGAAGCUGACCAAGCCCGCAAGAUCUCCGCGGAGGAGGAGGAGAAGAUCAAGCGCACUGCCUCGCGCCCUGAUCUUUACGAACUACUUUCUCGCUCUCUCGCACCGAGUAUCUAUGAGAUGGACGAUGUGAAGAAGGGUAUCUUGUUGCAGAUGUUUGGCGGUACCAACAAGACUUUCCAGAAGGGUGGUAACCCCCGGUACCGUGGAGAUAUCAACAUUCUCCUCUGUGGUGACCCAUCUACCGCCAAAUCUCAACUGCUGCGCUACGUUCACAAGAUCGCGCCGCGUGGUGUUUAUACCAGCGGUAAGGGUUCUUCAGCAGUCGGUCUGACAGCCUACGUGACUCGCGAUCCCGAAACCAAGCAGAUGGUUCUCGAGUCUGGUGCUUUGGUUUUGUCCGAUGGCGGUACUUGCUGUAUUGAUGAGUUCGACAAGAUGAACGAAGCCACCCGCUCCGUCCUUCACGAAGUCAUGGAACAACAGACUGUGUCCAUCGCCAAGGCCGGUAUCAUCACCACCCUCAACGCUCGCACAUCCAUUCUGGCUUCCGCCAACCCAAUCGGCAGUCGCUACAACCCCCGUCUUCCCGUGCCUCAGAACAUCGACCUCCCCCCAACCCUGCUCUCCCGUUUCGACCUGGUCUACCUGGUUCUCGACCGUGUCGACGAAACCGAGGAUCGCCGCAUGGCGAAGCACUUGGUUAACAUGUAUCUCGAAGAUACCCCCGACAACGCCAGCUCGCAGGAGAUUCUGCCAGUCGAGUUCCUCACAGCCUAUAUCACCUACGCGAAGACUCAGGUUCACCCCGUCCUGACCCCGGCCGCGGGUACCGCCCUCGCAGACGCCUACGUUGCCAUGCGCCAACUGGGUGAUGACAUCCGGGCCACGGAGCGCCGCAUCACCGCCACGACCCGUCAACUGGAGUCGAUGAUCCGUCUGUCUGAAGCACACGCCCGUAUGCGCCUCUCUCCCGAGGUGACGGCAGGCGAUGUCGACGAAGCCGUGCGACUGAUUCGCUCGGCCAUCAAGCAGGCUGCGACAGACGCGCGCACGGGUCUGAUCGACAUGGGUCUUCUCACAGAGGGUACCAGUGCCAGCGAGCGACGCAUGCGCGAGGAUCUCAAGAAGGCAGUGCUCGCUCGAAUUGACGACCGCGGUGGGGUUGGUGGUGCAGCCGUUCGCUGGACUGACUUGUUCCGCGACAUGGGUGAACAGAGCGAUGUGCCUAUAGACCACAACCAGUUUGGUGAUGCGGUGCGAUCCCUGGAACAAGAGGGUGCCGUACACGUCUCUGGAGAAGGCCCACGCCGAAGUAUUCGCCGGGCGGCCAUGGGGUUGUCUUAA
Messenger RNA from Penicillium cosmopolitanum, 2991 nucleotides. RefSeq names its product MCM DNA helicase complex subunit MCM4. Gene Ontology annotation, cellular component: nucleus; MCM complex. NCBI's taxonomy places the organism in Eukaryota, Fungi, Ascomycota, Eurotiomycetes, Eurotiales, Aspergillaceae. Gene Ontology annotation, molecular function: single-stranded DNA helicase activity; single-stranded DNA binding; ATP binding. The record is from RefSeq and is a predicted model, not a curated record. The transcript is spliced from 4 exons. The coding region runs from base 1 to 2991 and encodes 996 amino acids. Gene Ontology annotation, biological process: DNA strand elongation involved in DNA replication; double-strand break repair via break-induced replication; mitotic DNA replication initiation.